This is a messenger RNA of Plenodomus lingam JN3, 1611 nucleotides long. RefSeq lists its product as uncharacterized. Gene Ontology annotation, molecular function: phosphoprotein phosphatase activity. The record is from RefSeq and is a predicted model, not a curated record. NCBI's taxonomy places the organism in Eukaryota, Fungi, Ascomycota, Dothideomycetes, Pleosporales, Leptosphaeriaceae.
AUGCAAACCCUGAGAUCGAUUGUGAAUAUUGGCACGCCCACGCCCAGUCCGCCCCGUUCGCGCACCGCGUCGCGAAGCAACAUCCACGAGCCUCGGCCCAGCGACUCUCGCCCGUCGAAUGAUGCGAGUGCAGAGAUAGCCACCCUGAGCAGCGAGCCGGGCACGACGGGCACGACGGGCACGACGGGCACAAUGGGUGCGUCCAGGAGCGACAGCGCCGCCUCCACCUCCGCCUCCACCUCCACCUCCACCGCCACCGCUGAAGCGGUCGCAUCCGGCUAUGACGAGAAGUCACCGCUUCUCAGCCAGCCGGCCAUGGGACCAUAUGAGGACACGAAACCGCGGCGGCGAUGGCUCUACCCACAGCGCAUAUCUGAGGGCAUUGUUGCCAUUGUCGGCGUAAUCGUGACCCCCUUCGUCUACACGGGCCAGUGUCUUAUGUCCUGUUUCUACUACGAGGAGGAUGAUCGCUACUCCUUCCUCGCCCCUAUCUACCACAUCGCCCAGACAUUCACACGCGGACGGAGGAAGAAAGACAACGCGCGCGCCCCGUCGAGCUACAACGAAAAGCAAGCGCACAGGACCCGCGGUGCGAGCGGCGCCCAGCCCCAAACGAGAAAGUCCUCUCGGCGUUCAUUGUCCAUGGCCUCGACGUCCACUGCCAUGACGUCGGACUCCGAAAGUGAGCGACCCCGUACACGUGAUGGGGACUUUGGUAGCCCUGCGCGGCACACACGCUCAAAGUCGAAUGCAUCCUCUGGCGGAGACGAGAUAGCCCCUGCAAAGCGAUCUAUUCGCAUCACCCUCCAGCACAACGAAGACGUCUUGAGGCAACGCAAGGCGACAAAGAAGGCGCAGACUGCAAAAAGCAAUGCCGUCUCGCCUGAGGCGGCGGCUGCACUCAAGUCUCCCACAGGUCCGGUCAACAUGCCAUCAAAACAAUUGACGAGAUUCCCACGAGCGCCACAACCCCCACGGCCCCUGGUUCCGCGGCGUCAGCCGUCUUACUCUGCUUCAGGCUCAUCCGCGGUUGGCCCACACCAGAAGACGUUGAUCCUUGAUCUUGAUGAAACACUGAUACACAGUGUUGUGAAUAAUAGCCGCUUUCAGACUGGCCACAUGGUAGAGGUAAAACUCCAAGCUGCCGUUGGCGCUGGUGGUCAGAUCAUCGGCCCUCAAGUUCCACUCUUGUACUAUGUUCACAAGCGACCGUAUUGUGACGAUUUUCUGAAAAAGGUCAGCAAAUGGUACAACCUUGUGAUUUUCACUGCCUCAGUGCAGGAAUACGCCGAUCCGGUCAUCGAUUGGCUGGAAGUGGAGCGCAAAUACUUUGUGGGGAGAUACUACAGGCAGCACUGCACGCUGCGAAAUGGGGCAUACAUCAAGGACCUUGCUCAGAUUGAGCCUGACCUGAGUAAGGUCAUGAUCCUUGACAACAGCCCACUAAGCUAUGUGUUCCACCCAGACAAUGCUAUUCCAAUAGAGGGCUGGAUCAGUGACCCGACGGACCAUGACCUACUGCAUCUCAUACCACUGCUGGAAGGCUUGCAGUAUGUCACCGAUGUGCGGGCUUUGCUUGCGCUUCGACUCGGGAUGCCUGCAUCGGCUUGA